Papaver somniferum (opium poppy) is the source of this 3324-nucleotide messenger RNA. Its product is annotated as ubiquitin carboxyl-terminal hydrolase 12-like. The transcript is spliced from 2 exons. The record is from RefSeq and is a predicted model, not a curated record. NCBI's taxonomy places the organism in Eukaryota, Viridiplantae, Streptophyta, Magnoliopsida, Ranunculales, Papaveraceae. Gene Ontology annotation, cellular component: cytosol; nucleus. Gene Ontology annotation, biological process: protein deubiquitination; regulation of protein stability. The coding region runs from base 1 to 3324 and encodes 1107 amino acids. Gene Ontology annotation, molecular function: cysteine-type deubiquitinase activity; cysteine-type endopeptidase activity; protein binding.
AUGACUUUCACGACUCCUCCGCCAUCAGAUCAGGAGGAUGAUGAUGAGAUCAUGACUCCCUCGCGGUCAGACCAGGAGGUUGAAGGUCCUCAACCAAAGAAAGUCUCACCAGCAGAAGCUGUUAGUACAGUGGAAAAUCAGGAUCCUGAAUCUUUGAAAUUUAUCUGGAAGAUUAAGAAUUUUUCUAGGCUGAAGUAUAAAGAAAGACAUUACUCUGAUGUUUUCACUGUUGGUACGUAUCAAUGGCGUGUGAUUAUGUUUCCCCAGGGAAACAAUACAGAUCGUCGCUUAUCCAUGUACCUUCAAGUUGCGGACUUGGCUAGUUUGUCAUAUGGAUGGAGUAGGUGUGCACAGUUCAGUUUGGCAGUAGUCAGUCAAAUCCAUGACAAAGACACGGUGAGACGUUAUGCGCCAGAACACCUAUUUAAUGCGCGAGUAACUGAUACGGGUUUUCAAUACUUCAUGCCUCUUCGUGAACUGUACGACCCAAGUAGAGGGUAUCUCGUAGAUGAUACUUGUAUAGUUGAAGCAGAGGUUAAGAUCAAUGAAGACUACUGGAAUUAUGAUUCUCGAAAAGAAACGGGUUUUGUUGGUCUUACGAAUCAGGGAGCAACAUGUUAUCUGAACUCUCUUCUCCAGACACUCUAUCACAUUCCUUAUUUCAGAAAGGCGGUGUACAAUAUGCCAACAACUGAGAAUGAUUUCACAUCAGGAAGCUACAUCCCUUUGGCUCUACAGAGUUUGUUUUAUAAGCUUCAGUGUGAUAAAAAUAGCGUCUCGACCAAGGAGCUCACCAAAUCUUUCGGAUGGAAUACACAAGAGUCUUUCAUGCAACGUGAUGUGCAGGAACUUAACAGGGUUCUGUCUGAAAAGCUUGAAGAUAAAAUGAAGGGAACUGCUGUGGAGGGUGCGAUACAACACAUGUUCGAAGGUCACCAUAUGAAUUACAUUGAAUGCAUCAACGUGGACUACAAAUCUACUAGGAAGGAGUCAUUUUAUGACCUUCAACUUGAUGUAAAAGGCUGUCGGGAUGUUUAUGCAUCUUUUGACAAGUAUGUGGAAGUGGAGCGUCUUGAAGGUGAUAACAAGUAUCAUGCUGAUCAACAACAUGGAUUACAGGAUGCGAAGAAGGGUGUCCUUUUCACCGACUUCCCGCCUGUUCUCCAGCUCCAGCUAAAACGGUACGAAUAUGAUGUUAUGCGGGACACUAUGGGAAAGAUAAAUGAUCAGUACGAAUUCCCCCUGCAACUUGAUCUUGACAGGGAGGAUGGAAAAUACUUAUCUCCAGAUGCUGAUAGAAGCGUCCGCAAUCUCUACACACUUCAUAGUGUUUUGGUUCACAGUGGUGGGGGAAAUCGUGGGCACUACUACGCUUUUAUAAGACCAACACUCUCAGAUCAAUGGUUCAAAUUCAAUGAUGAACGAGUAACAAAAGAAGAUACCAUGUGGGCAUUAAAUGAGCAAUACGGUGGUGAGGCAAGAUAUUCAAAUGCAUAUAUGCUCGUGUAUAUACGUGAAAGUGAUAGAGAUGAAAUUAUUUGUAAUGUGGAUGAGAAGGACAUUGCUGAACACCUGAGAAUUAGGUUCAAUAAAGAACAAGAAGAAAAGGAGGCUGAGGAGCUUAAGAAGAAGGAAGAAGCAGAGGCUCGCCUCUAUACAAUUAUAAAGGUUGCUCGAAAUGAGGACUUCUCUAAACAGAUAGGGCGAGAUAUCUGUUUUGAUCUUGUUGAUCACGAGAAAGUUUGCAGUUUUCGUAUCCACAAACAAAUGCGUUUUAACCUCUUCAAGGAGAAGAUUGCUCAAGAGUUUGGUGUACCUGUGCAAUUUCUGCGGUUUUGGGUAUGGGCAGAGGGUACGGAUCAUUCUUAUCGUCCAGAACGACCGCUAACACUUCAGGAGGAGACACAAUUUGUAGGACAGUUAGAAUAUUCAUUUAAGACGGCUUGCCAAGCGGAACUAAAGCUGUUCUUGGAAAUAGAGGUUGGGACGGAGUUACAUCCCAUUCCUCCUCCUUGUUAUAGCCCAAAAGAAGAUAUUCUUCUUUUUUUCAAGCUUUAUGAUGCUGAGAAAGAAGAAAUUCGGUAUGCGGGGCGACUUUUUGUGAAGGGCAGUGGUAAGCCUUUUGAUAUUCUUAAAAAGCUUAAUGAGAUGGCUGGGUUCUCCCCAGAUGAAGAAAUACAACUUUAUGAGGAAUUAGGGUCCAAGUCCACUGUAAUGUGUAAGCACAUAGACAAGACUCUCACAUUCCGCGCUAGCCAGCUUAUAAAUGGGGACAUUAUUUGCUUCCAGAAACUCCCUUCAGCUGAUAGUAUGACAGUAUGCAGGUAUCCUGAUGUUCCUUCUUUUUUUAAAGUUGUUCAUAACCGGCAGAUUGUGCAUUUCCGAUCUUUGAAGAAGCCCAUGGAAGAUGAUUUUUUCUUAGAGUUGUCCAAGGUAUUAACAUAUGAUGAAGUCGCGGAAAUAGUUGCUCGCCGUCUUGGUUUGGAUGACCCAACUAAGAUCAGACUUUUCCGUCAUGACUGUUACUCCCCGCAAGCUAAACCCCAAGCUAUUAGGUACCAAGGUUUUGACCACUUGUCUGAGGUGUUGAUUCAGUACAAUCGGACAACUGAUAUUUUGUAUUACGAAGUCUUGGACAUCCCUUUGCCUGAGUUGGAACGUUUGAAAACUUUAGAGGUCGCAUUCCAUCAUGCAACAAAAGAUGAUGUGGUCGUUCAUAGUAUUAGACUUCCAAAACAAAGUACAGUUGUUGACGUGAUUAAUGAUCUGAAGACAAAGGUUGAGCUGUCUCAUCCAGAUGCGGAACUCAGAUUGCUGGAAGUUGUCCACCACAGGAUUUUAAAGAUUUUUCCGCUUAGUGAGAAGAUUGGGAACAUUAAUGAUAUAUACUUUAGAAACUUAACGCUACGAGCAGAGGAGAUUCUAGAGGAGGAGAAGAACUUGGGUCCUCAGGAUCGCUUGAUUCAUGUUUCUCACUUCACAAAAGGAGCGUAUUUGGGAGCAUAUAUGGAACAACAUUUUGGGGAGCCAUUUUUCUUGGCCGUACAUGAAGGAGAGACUCUAGAUGCAGUCAAACUGCGCAUACAGAAGAAAUUGCAGGUUCUUGAUGAGGAAUUCGCCAAGUGGAAGUUCGCAAUUUUGUCAUCCUUUGGUCGACCUGAGUACCUUCAGGACUCAGAUAUAGUGUCCACUCGCUUUCAGAGAAAAAAUGUUUAUGGAGCUUGGGCGCAGUACCUUGGCUUGGAGCAUUGUGAUAGUUCCCCGAAAGCCGAUCAGAAUAGCCAUACAUUUGCCAAGCCCAGUAAUAAUCUACAACUAGGGUAA